AUGAAACCCACAGCCUGCAUCGUCGCCCUCCUCACCCUCGUCGCAGCCGUCGACCUGGCCACCCUCCAGAAGACACUCCCCGCAUGCUCCCUCGAGUGUCUCGCCAAGGGCGUCGCAGUCCACGGCUGCGGCCUCACGCAGUUCACCUGCCAGUGCGCCCGGCUGGAGCCUAUCAUCCGCACCGUGGCCCCGUGCCUGGUCAAGAUGGGCUGCAGCCUGGAAAACAUGACGGAGACGGCCCGGGUCGUCUUGAAUCUCUGCCAAGAGGUGGCCCCGGACAGCGUCGGUGCUUCUAAGGCGUCGGCGACCGCCAGGGUGGCCACCUCGGGUGCAACGUCCCCCAGGUUGGAGCUUCAUGCGGGUUGCCUGGCCAUGGCUGCGGUUGCGGCUGCCGUCCUCAUGAUGCGAUAG
Molecule: messenger RNA, 411 nt
Organism: Hirsutella rhossiliensis
Lineage: Eukaryota; Fungi; Ascomycota; Sordariomycetes; Hypocreales; Ophiocordycipitaceae
Product: CFEM domain-containing protein
Exons: 2
Coding region: 1-411 (136 amino acids)
Source: RefSeq, a predicted model, not a curated record